AUGUCUGUUCAACUCAAAGGUAACACAGCCUUGAUCACCAAUGGUAAGCGGAUUGAAAAAGGUUUUGUUGAAAAGCCAGUCAGCGGCAAAGAUCAUAACAUGUUGGUAACCAAAUGGGUGGUAGGCGGUAUUUUGAUGUCUAUAAUUUGCAUUUAUAGAACAGGAAUUCUGAUCAUUGACAAGUGUACUUAUUCCUAG
Messenger RNA from Melampsora larici-populina 98AG31, 198 nucleotides. RefSeq lists its product as uncharacterized. Lineage: Eukaryota; Fungi; Basidiomycota; Pucciniomycetes; Pucciniales; Melampsoraceae. Bases 1 to 198 code for a protein of 65 amino acids. The record is from RefSeq and is a predicted model, not a curated record. The transcript has a single exon.